GGAGGAGGCGAGGGGCUGGGAGAAGUCACGCAUGAUGUGAUGUGAUGCUCCCCUCCUCCCAUGUUCCUCGAGUUGCUCCUCGCCCCGGACAGUACUCGAGGUUAGUAUUGCAGGUGUAUAAGGUAUCUCCUUCCCCCUCCUUCCUGACCUCUUUACCCCUCCCCCAUCCCCAUACCACACUGCCACGCCGCACGUGAAACCUCUUGUUUUCAUCUCUUUGAAAGGGUCUACCUUUCUUGUGCCAUCGUGGCCUACAUUGAACUCUGUUCCCCUCGCCUGCGCCUGUUCCUCCCUCGCGAGCUGCUUCCGGCCCUCCCGAGCUCUGCGUCUUGACUGACACUCAAACCAACCCCGCUAAAGGCCCCCACCACAGUUGCUUUAGCUGGCCUCCCACGAGGCAGAUUCGCAUUGAAAAAGGGCCCGACGUCCUGACCACGCGGUGCAGGCGCUGAGAUUUCGUUCCGUGGAACCCACAGAGCAGCAGCCAUGGCGACAGAACAGUCACGAUUGCCCACUCGGGAGCGUCGCCCCUCAACCGGAGCUCCGAUUGUGGAUAUCCAGGGCGCCGUGGGUCCUGCCGGCAUAUCGCGGCCCAAGCACAAGAGAACCUCCACCGGCCUGGGACCUGGGGAGAUCAAGAUCGUUGAAGCAUCCAUACCCGAACCCCAGCGCGAGGCCUGGAAGCGAAACCAGCCAGAGGACUUCAAGGACAAGGAUGGGUUCGAGAGGGCCGUCGUUCGCCAUGUCGAGACCACCCUCGCCAGGAGCAUGUUCAACUGCGACGAGUCGGCGGCGUACUCAGCCACCAGCCUCGCCAUUCGCGACCGCCUCAUCACCGGAUGGAACAAGACGCAGCAGCGCCAGACGUACAGAGACGCCAAGCGCGUCUACUACCUGAGCUUGGAGUUCCUGAUGGGACGCGCUCUGGACAAUGCCAUCCUCAAUGUUGGGCUUAAGGAUGUAACCAAAGCUGGUCUUGCGGACCUUGGCUUCAGAAUGGAGGACAUCAUCAGCCAGGAGCACGACGCUGCUCUUGGCAAUGGUGGCCUGGGCCGUCUGGCGGCAUGCUUCCUGGACAGCCUUGCCUCACUUAACUACCCGGCUUGGGGGUAUGGCCUUCGAUACAGAUACGGAAUCUUCAAGCAGGAGAUUAUCGACGGCUACCAGGUCGAGGUGCCGGACUACUGGCUGGAUUUCAAUCCCUGGGAGUUUCCCCGCCAUGACGUGACUGUGGAUAUCCAAUUUUUUGGCCAUGUCAACAAAACUAUUAAUGAUCAAGGAAAGACGGUGUCUGUAUGGGAGGGCGGUGAGACUGUUGUGGCCGUCGCCUACGAUGUCCCGAUCCCCGGAUACGAUACUCCGACCACCAACAACCUCCGCCUAUGGUCCAGCAAGGCAUCGGGGGGCGAGUUCGACUUCCAAAAGUUCAACAAUGGCGACUACGAGAGCUCCGUGGCGGAUCAGCAGCGUGCCGAGACAAUCAGCGCCGUGCUGUAUCCCAACGACAACCUGGAGCGCGGCAAGGAGCUUCGACUGAAGCAGCAGUACUUCUGGGUCGCCGCCUCGCUCCAUGACAUCGUCCGCCGCUUCAAAAAGUCCAAGCGCCCCUGGAGCGAGUUCACCGACCAGGUCGCCAUUCAACUGAAUGAUACGCACCCGACGCUGGCCAUCGUCGAGCUCCAGCGCAUCCUCAUCGACGUCGAAGGGCUCGAAUGGGACGUUGCGUGGGAUCUUGUCACCAACACGUUUGGCUACACUAACCACACAGUGCUCCCCGAGGCGCUGGAGAAGUGGCCCGUCGGCCUCGUCCAGCACCUUCUCCCGAGGCACCUCCAGAUCAUCUACGACAUCAACCUCUACUUCUUGCAAAAGGUCGAAAAGGCGUUCCCCAAGGACAGGGACAUGCUUCGGCGGGUGUCCAUCAUCGAGGAGUCGCAGCCCAAGAUGGUGAGGAUGGCGUACCUGGCCAUUGUCGGAUCGCACAAGGUCAAUGGCGUCGCCGAGCUCCAUUCGGACCUGAUCAAGACGACCAUCUUCAAGGACUUUGUGCAGAUCUACGGGCCCGACAAGUUUACCAAUGUGACCAACGGCAUCACCCCGAGACGCUGGCUGCACCAGGCCAACCCACGCCUGGCGGAGCUCAUCGCGUCCAAGUGCGGCGGCAACUCGUUCCUGAAGGACCUGACGCAGCUCAACAGGCUGGAAGCGCACGCCAAAGACCCCAACUUUCGACGGGAAUGGGCCGAGAUCAAGUAUGCCAACAAGGUGCGCCUCUCGCGGUACAUCAAGGAGGCGAAUGGCGUAACGGUCAAUCCAGCGGCCUUGUUCGACGUCCAGGUCAAGAGAAUCCACGAGUACAAGAGACAGCAGCUCAACAUCUUUGGCGUGAUCCACCGGUACCUGGCCCUCAAGGCCAUGAAGCCCGAGGACAGGAAGAAGCAGCUGCCCCGUGUAUCAAUCUUUGGCGGCAAGGCCGCGCCCGGCUACUGGAUGGCCAAACAGAUCAUCCAUCUCAUCAACGCGGUCGGCGCUGUUGUGAACAAGGACGAGGAUAUCGGCGAUCUUCUCAAGGUCAUCUUCCUGGAGGACUACAACGUCAGCAAGGCUGAGAUGAUCUGCCCCGCCUCGGAUAUCAGCGAGCACAUCUCGACGGCCGGCACAGAGGCUUCGGGAACUAGCAACAUGAAGUUUGUUCUCAACGGAGGGUUGAUCAUUGGAACCUGCGACGGCGCCAACAUUGAAAUCACCCGGGAGGUUGGCGAGAAUAACAUAUUCUUGUUUGGCAACCUUGCAGAAGACGUAGAGGACCUUCGCCACGCACACAAUUACGGCUCCCACUCGAUCGACAGCGACCUGGACAAGGUGUUUGGUGAGAUCGAGAAAGGGACCUUUGGAGCGCCCGACGACUUUGGGGCCCUGAUCGCGGCCGUGAGGCAUCACGGAGACUACUACCUGGUGUCGGACGACUUCCACAGCUACAUUCAGACGCACGCACUCGUGGACGAGGCGUACCGAAACCAGGACGAGUGGGUGUCCAAGUGCAUCACGGCGGUGGCACGCAUGGGUUUCUUCACCAGCGACCGAUGCAUCGACGAGUACGCAGAAAGCAUCUGGAACGUCGAGCCUCUUGUCGUUCGGGAGUAGUAGCGCUUGACGAUUACGAUGGGUGUGCCCCGGUUGCGAGGAAGGAAGGGAAGCCGGGUAGAAGGAAGAGACUGUUUGACGAAUACAUGAUUGUCUGACUUAUAUUUGAGUCAGUCGUGCGAGGAGGGUGGAAGUUUGCUUUAACAUGGAGGAUACAUGGAUGGCAACGGAUUGUCGUUUAAACCUCAUACUACAACAGAUACAUGUCGAAAGCCGCUGCGUGAUGUGGCGGACAUGGCUAACAGAACACGUACAAAGCGUCUUUUGUGGCAGUAGUGUUGGCGGUGCUAAGUCAGUGCGGCGGUUUGGACGAUGUUGCCAGCGCACAGACGGACAGACAGACGGGCAGGCAGUCGGGCGGUCGAACGGACGGACGGCGUUGACCUGUUAGGCACUGGUACAUACGUGCAUGCCGCAGUGGCUGUGCAGCAGGAACCAGGUCAAGCGUUUAGCCCCGGCCUGGGGCGGAGGAGAAGCUCCUCCUCGAGCGCCCUGGACCAGGCCAGGCCAGGCGGGGAUCGGGGUUUUUGCGUCGAUUGCCUGCGGCCGGGGCGAUGCGCGAGGGGG
Molecule: messenger RNA, 3711 nt
Organism: Purpureocillium takamizusanense
Lineage: Eukaryota; Fungi; Ascomycota; Sordariomycetes; Hypocreales; Ophiocordycipitaceae
Gene: GPH1
Product: Glycogen phosphorylase
Exons: 7
Coding region: 487-3144 (885 amino acids)
Biological process (GO): glycogen catabolic process
Cellular component (GO): cytoplasm
Molecular function (GO): glycogen phosphorylase activity; pyridoxal phosphate binding
Source: RefSeq, a predicted model, not a curated record